UCAACAAAUUUUCGGUAAAUAAUGGGUCAAGCUGCAUCUUUUCCAAAAAUUCACUUGAAAAAGAAGAAAGCUCUUUUCAUUUCACCAAAAGCAUAUGUGGAAUGUAUUUCAGAUACGAAGGAACCGGCCGAUAUCCAUCACUAUUAUAAUAUGGAAGUGGAUGGUGGUCCGAAAGGGGAAGGUUUUCGAUCGUAUUAUAUCACGAAAAUAGAGGAAUUACAACUCAUUGUAGCGGAAAAGAGUCAAAAUCUCAGACGACUGCAAGCUCAGAGAAACGAACUAAACGCAAAAGUUCGCAUGCUUAGAGAAGAGCUCAUGCUACUACAAGAACAAGGAAGUUACGUGGGAGAAGUCGUAAAACCCAUGGAUAAAAAAAAAGUUUUAGUAAAAGUUCACCCAGAGGGAAAAUUCGUCGUCGAUAUUGAUAAGAAUAUCGAUAUUAACGAUGUUACACCAAACUGUCGUGUGGCUUUAAGAAACGAAUCCUACACCUUACACAAAAUUCUUCCCAAUAAAGUUGAUCCUUUAGUUUCACUUAUGAUGGUUGAAAAAGUACCGGAUUCGACCUACGAAAUGGUUGGAGGUUUAGAUAAGCAAAUCAAAGAGAUAAAAGAAGUCAUAGAACUUCCUGUGAAACAUCCUGAGUUAUUUGACGCUCUAGGUAUAGCUCAACCUAAAGGAGUGCUACUUUACGGUCCUCCGGGUACCGGGAAGACCCUAUUAGCCCGCGCGGUAGCUCAUCACACAGAAUGUACGUUUAUAAGAGUAUCCGGAUCAGAAUUAGUGCAAAAGUUCAUCGGCGAAGGAUCCCGUAUGGUUAGAGAACUUUUUGUAAUGGCCAGAGAACAUGCUCCUUCCAUUAUAUUUAUGGACGAAAUCGAUUCUAUUGGAUCUUCCCGUAUCGAAUCGGGCUCGGGCGGCGAUUCCGAGGUGCAAAGAACCAUGUUGGAACUGUUGAAUCAAUUGGACGGUUUCGAAGCAACUAAAAACAUCAAAGUUAUAAUGGCCACGAAUAGAAUUGAUAUUUUAGAUCCGGCUCUACUCAGACCCGGUAGAAUCGACAGGAAAAUCGAGUUUCCUCCACCGAACGAAGAAGCCAGAUUGGAUAUCCUGAAGAUCCAUUCCAGGAAAAUGAACCUUACCAGGGGUAUCAACCUCAGGAAAAUCGCCGAAUUGAUGCCGGGUGCUAGCGGAGCUGAAGUUAAGGGAGUUUGUACCGAAGCUGGAAUGUACGCUUUGAGGGAGAGGAGAGUCCACGUUACGCAGGAAGAUUUCGAAAUGGCCGUGGCUAAAGUUAUGCAAAAAGACUCGGAGAAGAAUAUGUCCAUCAAAAAAUUAUGGAAAUGAGUUUUUUAUUUUUUUUCUAUUUGUAAUUGUAUAAUUUAAGUAAUUAAACUUAUCUAGUAA
Diorhabda carinulata is the source of this 1407-nucleotide messenger RNA. It is a transcript of the gene Rpt6, whose product is annotated as 26S proteasome regulatory subunit 8. Gene Ontology annotation, biological process: proteasome-mediated ubiquitin-dependent protein catabolic process. NCBI's taxonomy places the organism in Eukaryota, Metazoa, Arthropoda, Insecta, Coleoptera, Chrysomelidae. Bases 22 to 1347 code for a protein of 441 amino acids. Gene Ontology annotation, cellular component: proteasome regulatory particle, base subcomplex. The record is from RefSeq and is a predicted model, not a curated record. The transcript is spliced from 4 exons. Gene Ontology annotation, molecular function: ATP hydrolysis activity; proteasome-activating activity; ATP binding.